Mizuhopecten yessoensis (Yesso scallop) is the source of this 610-nucleotide messenger RNA. RefSeq lists its product as uncharacterized. The transcript is spliced from 3 exons. Bases 62 to 544 code for a protein of 160 amino acids. The record is from RefSeq and is a predicted model, not a curated record. Lineage: Eukaryota; Metazoa; Mollusca; Bivalvia; Pectinida; Pectinidae.
CGUGCAUGCGACUCGUGGCAUACUGCAACUACCUCCAUUGACCUUCUCGACAACAUCAGUCAUGACCCGACUUCCACUUCCUUCCGUGUCGAAUACAACAUAUCGGACCAUGAUCAUGCGGCAGUUUUCUCAGUUAGAGCGUUACAUAGUUAUGAUCAGUCUAAGCGGAGUGAUCCGUCUGAAUGGCUCUGACCAGGUGCCAUCCGACUGGUAUACAUAUGUACCAGACUUUAACCCAAACAUUACCUAUUAUCUGCUGGGUGUGACGUGGAGUAACGUGUCAGGACCAGUUCUUGACUGUCAAGAGGCACAUCAAUAUAGAAAGUUUAUAUUUAGAAAAACAGAAUUUGUCUACAGGAACCUGAUAAUGAGUCCAACCACCUCAGCUACAGUAUCAUCAACCAAUUCUACCACAGCAGUCUCCUAUAAGGCGACCGCAUCAGCAACUAGCCCAGCGACGACAACUGAGCCGGGAAUUCCGUCAACAAUCGCUGUAUGGAACUCUUCGGAGAGUCCAUAUAACAACAUCUCUUUUGGCGGAUGAAUACAUCAGCAUAUUAUCAACCUGAUUACUCGGUGCGCGGAAAAUAGUUAUAUUAAUGAAUUGUUG